AUGUUUUCUAUUGUUGCAGUAAAAAAGGCGCGCUAUGUCGGUAUACAAGCUACACAAUUCAACACAUACGUGACACUCAAACUACAGAAUGUCAAGUCGACGACGGUGACAGUGAAGGGCCCGACUCCGUGUUGGGAGCAAGACUUCCUUUUUGAAAUUAACGACAUCAAUCUCGGCUUACUUGUGGAGGUGUGGAACAAAGGCGUAAUCUGGGACCGCGCCCUCGGCUAUCACUACCUGCCUCUCACUUCUGUCGCUUAUGAUGAGCAGGAGUGUGGAGGACGGUGGGUGGAGCUGGAGGCACAGCUGAUGAUGCGCGGCGGCGCGGUGGUCGGCACCACCGGGCCCACCGGACAUGCCUUGCUUCUGGACUGCCGGUUCGAACCGCCUUUUGAUGCGGAAGGCACCGGUGGCGCUGACCUGCAGCGUAAGCUGGACUUGCUCAACGGCGCUCUCGAUGCCGAGCGGGCAGAGCAAGCGCGCCGCCAGUUGCAGUACGUGGCACACUCCGGAUAUUCUGAGGACUCCGAUUACACGUCGGACCUUAACUACCCGGUGGGCCAGCACGCCAACUGCAGCGCGUCUCAGUUCCGGAGUGCAGCGCAUCAGAUGCAUACGCCACAGAGGUCUUUGGAAGCGUCUCGAGAAAAUUCGUAUGAGAGGGAUGAAUAUCACCUGCACGGCGACACCGACCCGCUCUAUUACAACAGUCAACCCAGGACUAAUAGAAUAGACACGUGGUCGCAGUUGCACGCGCAGGCGAGCGUUGAGUCCGCUAUAUCGUGGAGGACGGCGGCUGAUUGGCAAUCUGGAGAGGAACAGAGAAGGCCAAGUCUUGAACGUCAGAAUACUUUGUACGACGAUAGUAUAGGGUACGGGUACGAGUCAUACACCACAAGUACGCACAUUAGGGACCAUUCACAUAUAUCGCAACAGGCAAGUUAUGAAGAGUUCUAUGACUCGAGUAGUUAUCCGUACCCGUAUAGUCAGUGGGAGGGCCGUUACUUCUACGAUGAGUGUGGUCUCACUCCCACCGAGUAUGAGAAUAUCGUCAACAAACGACGGUCAUCCGUCGUACAGUUGCCGCAAAUGCCGCCUAAACAGUUACCCCCGUCGUCACGAUAUUCUGACUACAAUGAGAUGGCGCCGUAUAGACCUCGGCCGCGACGUACUGCAGCAAGUCUUCCAGCCACACCAUCUUCAACGCCGAAGCGCGGUCGGGCGCUCCCCGUGCCGCCGGGCAGCGACGGCGGGUGGGGGCGCCGCGGCCGCCGCCUGCCGCGCCCGCCCGCCGCGCGCGGCGCCGUCGCGACCACGCACACACACGUGCCUUACAUACAAGAACCCGAGAGAACUGUACCCGAUGUUAGUUACGGUUACGGUAGCUACAGGUAUCAAUCACAAUACCAAGACACUGCCAAUGAACAGUAUCAAGACACCAAUUAUAAUACAAGUUACGAUGAGGAUGGAAUGCAACCUUUUUUCGAUGAGACACCACAUGCAACACCGCCGGCCGCGACAGCGCAAAAGACUACGUGGGCUGAAUCGGAAAGUUCUACGCAAUUUUCUUAUCCAGCGAAAAGUGAGGAAGAAUCUGUGAUACCUAGGAAAUCAGUGUUAUCAAAAAUUCAAUCAUUUAUCCAGCCAAGUGUAACUACUAAACAAGAGACUUAUCAUGAACAAAGUUAUCAUCAAAUUGACAAAUACGAAGAAUCAAAACAGUUUCAAAAAUCGUCAGAUCAGCAAGAUCAAUCAUAUCAAAAUGAUCAUAUUAAUUAUUUAGAUAAAAAAACUGAUUUUCAAUAUAAGUUUGAUAGUCAAUAUAAGACAGAAAAAGAUUUUAUUCAAUCUGAAAAACAACCUCAAUAUCAAUUUCAGAAUGAUCAAAAACAGUAUGAUAUACAACAAGAUGGACAAAAAGAACAGCAGCAAAAAUAUUUUGGGGAGCAAGAAUACCGACAAGAUCAGCAAUAUUCACAAGAACAACAAUAUCAAUUGGAUCAGCAAUAUAAACAGGACCAACUGUAUCAACAAGACCAACAAUAUGAACAUGAUCAACAAUAUAAAUAUGACGAGCAGUAUAGAGACGACCAACAAAUUCAACAGAAUCAACAAUAUCAACUGGAUGAACAGUAUAAACAAGAUCAACUAUUUCAACAAGAUCAACAGUUUAAAUCAGAUCAUCAGUACCAGCUAGAUAACCAGUACCAAAAAGAUAACCAAUAUCAGCAAGAUGACCAAUAUCAACGAGAUAACCAAUACCAAGAAGAUAAUCAAUAUCAAGAAGAUAACAAAUUUCAACAAGACAGUCAAUAUCAGCAAGAUAGCGAAUAUCGACAGGAUGAUCAAUAUCAAUUAGAUGACCAAUAUCAACUAGAUAAUCAAUAUCAACAAGGUGAUCAAUAUCAACAAGAUAGCCAAUAUCAUCAAGAUGAACAAUAUCAACAAGACAACCAAUACAAGGACCAACAGUAUAAUCAAGAUCAGCAUUAUCAAGCAGAAACUCAAUAUGUACAGCAGCAAGAUUACCAACAAAGCCAGCAAGAACAAUAUGAGAAAGAAAAGCAAGAGCUGUAUGAUCAACAGCAAAAGCAACAGCAACAACAAACACUACUAAAUCAGCAACGUCAACAACAACAGCAAUUGCAGCACCAACAGCAACAGCAGCAACAACAGCAGCAACAGCAGCAAAAACUACCAACGCAACAACUGCAAUCGAGUGUUUUAACUGGAGCCGCUACGUUAGGUUCGUUAAUGGCAGGUGGAGCAAAAAGGUUAGGAAGUCUAUUCGGUGCUGCUGCAGCUGCUGUUGCUGCUCCAGCAGCAAGCCAACAACAACCGCCUGCAACAGUACCUACUGCUGCUGCAGUUUCGCAACUACCACCUACUUUAGCUUCUGCUACACCAUAUACCAGUACAACAACAAUAUCAGCAACAACGUCCGUCCCUGAUGUACCUUCAACCCCAACUGUAACUACAUCAGCUCCAAUGCUACCAAGAACACCGUCUCUUCGAAGACAAGAAUCUAUGCAACGACCCUCAGUGCGUCGAACACGGACUUUACCUGAUGCUCCAGAGGAUUAUUCCGCAGGGAGUUUCGAUGAAAGUGCCUACGAGGACGAGUACCAUAAGACUGAAAUCGAUCAAGUGGAUCGCGAUAGGACGUCACUGGAUAGGUAUCAUGAAGAUGACACCAUCCAUGAGGAUGUCGUAGAAGAAGAAAAGGCGAUAGAAGAAUCAAGUAUACAUAAAACUGCAUCGCCAACAAAGACUGUGUCACAAACUAGGAAACCUUCUGUUGAUAGUUACCACAGUCAAACGCCUUCCAUACUUGAUCGAAAAACUUCACAAAGUUCUUUUAUUUCCCAACAUGAAGAAAAACUUACGAUCCCUACAACAUUAGAUGAACAAGCAAUGGACAAAUCUAAAGUGACAUUUCAAGAAGGACGCACAACUUAUCACGAAGUUCCUGAGGAAGGAGAUAGGUUCGAAAGACAGGAAUCGUUUGACCAGGAUGUGGAGUACCCUGAUGACCAAGAGCAAUACCCAGAUGAUACAUUUAGGGAAGGAGACAAAUUUACUGACCAGGAAAGGUUCGAUGAAUCUGAUGAACAAUAUCCUGAAGAUAGUGUCUUUAAUGAAGAACAAGAAAGGCAUGAAGAGGAACCAAUGAAUUUUCACCCUGAACAACCUAAGCUUACCCCAAAACAGAGGUGGCAUCGGGCGUAUAACAAGAUCAUCAUGCAGCUAAAUAACAGUAUAAAAUCAUCAAUCAUGGUGCGAAGUAAGAAAGGCCAAGCAGUCAGUGAAGCUGACGUCCGAUGCGAUGCUUUUGCAUCAACUCGGUCCAAUAUUAGCGGUUCUCGUUUAAGAGUGCGUCGAGGCUCAAGUUUGACCGAUUUGGACAAAUUACGUAGUGGCGGUUCGAGUGGCGGCGGUUCUAUCGGCGACUUGAUGAAUAUGUUCAGUGGAAGUGCUAAUUCUGUCGGUAGUGACACUUUGGUAGCUCGGACGGUACCCUUGGAGACUGUUCGGCGAAAUAUACCACCAGUUUCUACACCACCACCGCAUCCUUCACCGUCUCCUCUUAUCCAUAUAUCGAGACCUGUAGGUCCAUUGACUAUGGCUCAAAGAACCUUGAGAUUCAGCAGACUCCUGAAAUAUCAACCGUGCUCGACUGAUGUUGUUAUCCUUCUGAUCGUUUUUAAUGCUUGU
Messenger RNA from Brenthis ino (lesser marbled fritillary), 4215 nucleotides. Lineage: Eukaryota; Metazoa; Arthropoda; Insecta; Lepidoptera; Nymphalidae. The record is from the annotation of a GenBank genome assembly.